Cololabis saira (Pacific saury) is the source of this 2058-nucleotide messenger RNA. RefSeq names its product T-cell acute lymphocytic leukemia 1 (gene tal1). Gene Ontology annotation, biological process: regulation of transcription by RNA polymerase II. The transcript has 4 exons. Bases 291 to 1481 code for a protein of 396 amino acids. The record is from RefSeq and is a predicted model, not a curated record. Gene Ontology annotation, molecular function: DNA-binding transcription factor activity, RNA polymerase II-specific; RNA polymerase II cis-regulatory region sequence-specific DNA binding; protein dimerization activity. NCBI's taxonomy places the organism in Eukaryota, Metazoa, Chordata, Actinopteri, Beloniformes, Belonidae.
GCCAUACGCACACACUCAUAGCGUCCGCACGUACACACAUACACACACUUACUGCUCCACAACUGGCAGAAAGAAAAAAAAAAAAAGAAAAAAAACCUCAGACAUGGAUGACCCACUCACAAAAUGGCUCCACUUACACAGUAACACCAGCAAGACGGCUGCACGGCUUGCAAGGACCACAAAUGUUUAUAUCUUAUAGCUUGCUGUGACUUCCGACUAAUCCUCUGAUGAUGAAUUAAUCGAGGGAAAUCUCAGGUAGGACAUAGUGGGACUCUAACGAGUGGUUAAAAAUGAUGGAAAAAAGGCAGCAGGAGCUUUGUCCUGGAAGCCCUGACGCAGGGUCCGGUCCUGGAAAGUGGGAAGACUCCGCCAUCAUCUCCAGACAGAACGGAUACAAGGAGGACGAGGAGCAACGGAAAGAGGAGGGGGGAGAAGAGGAGGAGGAUGAGGAGGAGGAGGAGGAGGAGGAGAGGGGGGGAGGGACCUUCAAAGGGGUUGAGAAGACGGAUGACGUUCCUCUGCAGAACUCGAGCAACGGGACCAGCAUCAUCAUUAACGGCGUUGCCAAGGAAACUGCCUCUCACAACGCCCUUGACCUGAAAAGGGAAGUGCCGGUGAUCGAGCUCUCCAGGAGGGACGCUAUAAAAGCGUUGGAGCAGAGGACCGAGAGCCAUUUGGUGCCGAUCACGGAACUUCGCCGACCUCCACCGCUGCCGCUGCCGCUGCCGCAAAGAGACGACGCUCGAAUGGUCCAACUGAGCCCAAACGCGUUUCCUGUCCCGGCCCGGGCGAUGCUCUACAACCUGGCACAGCCUCUUGCCGCCAUCAACAGUCUUGGAGGGGAGUCGGAGCAGUACAGCAUGUAUCCCAGCAACAGGGUAAAGCGCCGCCCGGCGCCUUAUGAGGUUGAACUCGACGAGGGUAGGCGCAUUUUAGAUCUUUAUAAGUAUGCUGGCCAGCCGAAGAUUGUGCGGCGCAUCUUCACAAACAGUCGCGAACGUUGGCGGCAGCAGAAUGUAAAUGGUGCAUUUGCAGAGCUUCGUAAACUCAUCCCCACUCACCCUCCAGACAAGAAGCUGAGCAAAAAUGAAAUCUUGCGGCUUGCUAUGAAGUACAUUAGCUUCCUCUCCAACCUCCUGGAGGAUCAGGAUGGAGGGAGAAAUGUUGGCAACACAACUGAUGGGGACACAGGACUGUUGGUUGGCGUUACAGCCCAUGACGGGGGCCCUCAGGGGGCUCCACACCAGGAGACUGUGGUAAGCUUGGCAAGGGAUGAUCUUCUGGAGACAAUGUCUCCCGGUUCCAGCUGUGGAAGCUUACCUGAUGGCGAUGCUGAAGGGAGUCCUGAGAGCUUCAUGGAGGACCAGGAUUCACCUCCAGCUCCUCGGACUCUAAAUGCUUCACGUGGGCCCCCGCUGCAUCUAGCUGCUAGGGAUCUGAGGCGCAAUGGACGCCAAAUAGAUGGUUCCAGUCGCCGAUGAUGAUGCCAGGAGAACAGGAAUACAACAUCUAAUAAUGUUAAGGAGCAGGGGGCUAAUAUUGAGAUGGAUAUCCUCAAAACACUGUUAUUUCUGAGUCAUCAGUGUAGGAAGGCAAUUCAAGCCACAUACAGAGAGAACGGGGUGUCUACAAUGGAUCCUGAGUCCGCCCCUUUCUCCAAUACUGGUUGAAUUGAUCCUUCAAAAGACUUGUAAAUUCUGCAUGUCUCUUGUCUUUGACUGACCUGCAGAUCAUCACUUUUUAAGUUUUGAAAAUUCCAAAGACAUUCUAAAAAAAGAAAAGAAAAUGAAAGUGAAGAAGCAAAAUUCAACAAAGAUCCUUUAUGAGACAUUUUGCUCAAAGAUUUUUUUAUUGACGUGUAAUAUUGUGGAUCAAUGCCUCAUAUUUGAUUGCAAAAUAGUGCAGCAAGAAUACAUCCACCUAUCCUUCAGAGUGCUGCAAGAUAAUGAAUCAAAAAUGCCAAUAAAUAAACUUGUAGAAUUAUGCCCAACAAUUUUGAAACCUUAAAAAAGAAAAAAAAAAAAAAAAAAAAAGGGAAAAUUUGCUUGAGGUGGUAAA